UUCGAGUGUGUGUCUCUGUGAGGCUUCGAGUUCGACAAUUGCCACCCCAUUCCCAGAAAGCCUCCUUCUUUAACCUUUUCUUCUUCUUCUUCUUCCUCCUUUACAUACCUUAAUCCUCCUUCUCCUCAAACACCUUCCUUCUCCGUUAAGAAUUUCUCUUUUGCUUCGCUUUCAAACUCUGAUAAUUCACUUUGACGCCGCUCUUUACAUACCACCAAUCCUCUCUUCCAUUCGACGCCUUAAGUUCUUCCUAUUGAAUCUGAGCUUCUAUCAUAUAGUGCCGCCGCUUGCUGCUUCUGGGGUUUGAGAGUAGCGAUCCGGCAUUCGAGUGAUCUCUGUUCGGAUAUCGAUCUGCUUUGCUUGAUUGGUUUCAGGUGGUGGGGCUGUUGGGCUCAGCAGUCAAUAGAGUAAACGGCAGAAUGUGGUGGAUGAUGGGAGAAGCCGGAGGGCAUUACUGUUCCAAGAAGACCGAUGAUUUGUGCGGCGAUGUUUGUGGCCAGGGAUCAAACCAAGUAUCAGGCAUGUCAAGAGUUCGUUGCAUUUUGCGUGGCUUGGAUGUAAAAACCUACAUAUUUCUUUUUGCUGUCGUCCCGAUGUGUGUCUUUGGAAUUUAUGUGCAUGGACAGAAGAUUUCAUACUUUCUGCGGCCACUCUGGGAAAAACCACCCAAGCCUUUCGAGGUCAUCCCGCAUUACUACAAUCAAAAUGUGUCAAUGGAGAAUCUCUGCAGACUUCAUGGCUGGGGAAUCCGUGACUACCCAAGACGUGUUUAUGAUGCUGUUUUGUUCAGUAAUGAGUUGGAAAUACUGAACUUAAGGUGGAGAGAAUUGUAUCCUUACAUAUCAGAAUUUGUCCUUCUUGAGUCAAAUUCUACAUUCACUGGACUGCCUAAGCCUCUUGUUUUCAAAAGCAAUCGGGGGCAAUUCAAAUUUGUUGAGUCCCGAUUGACAUAUGGGACAGUUGGUGGGAGAUUUAGGAAAGGAGAGAACCCAUUUAUUGAGGAAGCCUAUCAGCGAGUAGCACUCGACCAGCUUCUUAAGAUAGCUGGUAUUUCAGAUGAUGACCUGUUGAUUAUGUCUGAUGUUGAUGAGAUACCAAGUGCUCACACUGUUAACCUCUUGAGGUGGUGUGAUGACAUACCUUCAAUCCUCCAUCUUCAACUGAAGAAUUAUCUCUAUUCCUUUGAGUUUCAUGUGGAUGAUGACAGCUGGAGAGCUUCAGUUCACAGGUAUGAGAGUGGAAAAACAAGGUAUGCUCAUUUUCGCCAAUCUGAUGACUUAUUGGCGGAUUCUGGCUGGCAUUGUAGCUUCUGUUUCCGCCGAAUCAGUGAUUUCAUUUUUAAGAUGAAAGCCUACAGCCAUUAUGACAGAGUAAGGUUCUCUCAUUAUUUAAAUCCCAAAAGAAUUCAGAAAGUAAUCUGCAAAGGGGACGAUUUAUUCGACAUGCUUCCAGAGGAGUACACCUUCAAGGAAAUCAUUGGUAAAAUGGGACCAAUACCCCAUUCUUAUUCUGCAGUUCAUCUUCCUGCUUAUCUUUUGGAGAAUGCAGAGAAGUUCAAAUUUCUCUUGCCCGGAAAUUGUGUAAGAGAGAGCGAAUGAUCUUGGAGACAAAUUUCCAAUGUCCAAGAGUUCUGUGCCGCUCGAGAGACACUUAACUGAAGCUUUACUGACUAUCACUCAAUUGGAGGCCUGGGCUAUGUUCAUGUUCAGUUAUAUAUACUUUGAGAAUGCAUUGAGAUCAGACAGAUGCCAUGAUGCUGGGUGGAAUAGGGGAAUCUGUACAUAAAGAGUUGGACUGCAUUCAAGAGGCAGCAGAGUGUCUGUCCGGGGGAGCAAAGGAAAGUUUGGCUGUAAGAACAUGAUCCUUUUGAGUUCACUCUGUUUUACAAGUGUCGCUGAUCCCCGAUAUGUUAGAUGACUCGUUUCCUUCGGGAAGUUUUGUAUUGGAAACGAAUUUAAUUUGUUUUUUUAUUUUUAUUUGAUGCUAAAUUUGUCUCUUCUUAUUGUUUGUUAUAUAUAUUCACACAUUUGAUGCAUUGUCCGUUCA
Messenger RNA from Neltuma alba, 2046 nucleotides. RefSeq lists its product as uncharacterized. Gene Ontology annotation, cellular component: membrane. Bases 420 to 1598 code for a protein of 392 amino acids. The transcript has 2 exons. Gene Ontology annotation, biological process: N-acetylglucosamine metabolic process. The record is from RefSeq and is a predicted model, not a curated record. Gene Ontology annotation, molecular function: beta-1,4-mannosylglycoprotein 4-beta-N-acetylglucosaminyltransferase activity. NCBI's taxonomy places the organism in Eukaryota, Viridiplantae, Streptophyta, Magnoliopsida, Fabales, Fabaceae.